Molecule: messenger RNA, 997 nt
Organism: Clunio marinus
Lineage: Eukaryota; Metazoa; Arthropoda; Insecta; Diptera; Chironomidae
Source: the annotation of a GenBank genome assembly
UUGUCGUUGUGUAUUUCUCAAGAAUAUAAACAAUCAUACAAAAUUUUAUCAAUCUUAUUAAAAAUAGAAAAAAUUAAAAACAUUAAAUUGGCAACAUGAUAAAAAAGUUAUGGAAGGUGCCAAUAUCAUUUGCUUUUGGCCCAACAAUAACACCGAAGAGCGUUGAUGUUCCCAGUAAAAAAUAUUACGAUCCAAAGCUUGAUUAUGAAGAAACCGGAUGGGAGAGAAUUUCCAGAAUGUUUACAGUAGAUGAAUUUGGAAGGAUGUCAAACGAAUGUAACUCAAUUUUGCAGGCAGGAUUUUUUGGAAUGUUUGUCGGUGGAGUUUACGGAGGUUUUCUUGGUUCUCGAAAAGCAUAUUUUGAUUUCUUAGAUAAUAAUCAAGCUACAGCAUUUAAAAGUCAUCUUGAUGCGAAAAGGAAACUUCAAGAUAAAGUUACAUUAGGAUUUGCUCAAAAUGCUUUUAGAUUCUCAUGGCGUUUGGCAUUGUUUACAACAUCUUAUACAGCGAUCACAACAAUCAUUUCAAGUUAUCGAGGAAAAUCCUCGAUGUAUGAGUACGUCAUAGCUGGUGCUGUAACAGGAGCUGGAUAUAAGAUGAAUAUGGGAUUAAAAGGAAUGGCUGCUGGAAUUUUAGUCGGUGGAGGAUUAGGAGCACUUGGAGGUGCUGCUUCACUUCUCAUACUCAAAUCCUCGGGUAUGACAAUGGAAGAAAUUCGUUAUUAUCAAUACAAAUGGCGAUCAGGCAGAGAUGAUGAUAUCGGAAAAAGUUUUCAGAAACAAUCAGUAGGAACUGAUCGACAUAAUCCUGAUUUCGAUGUUCAUGAUAGUCAACCACAUGUUGGUUCUGGAAAAUUAGAUCUAAAAAUUUAUAUUCCUGAUGAAGACGACAACAUAAAACCUAUUGAAAAAUCUGUAAGUGAAAAAAAAUAAAAAUUUGUAAAAUUUGAUCAUAGAAUAAAGAAAUAAUUUAAAGUUAUUAAAUCGUUGUAAAAAAA